GUAAACCUCCAUUGAAGUAGCCACACAAGCUCUAUAACCAGUUAUAUACCUUUCCUUUAUCAACUUCAAAUCUCAAAAAAAUGUUAGGUUCUCAGAUUCAGAAGAUAAAUUCUACAAAAUCCUUCUCUCUUUUACUACCAAAACCUUCUCUUUCUAGCCAUGGAAAGACAUCCUUCUCUACUCAUAAGCAACAGAAAAGUUUCACUCGAAAAAACACAAACUUGAGCAUACGUGCUAAUCUCCUUGAUAAGGCUAUAUCAGCUGUUACACAUAAGAGUGAAGCUGUUUCAGUGAAAGCAACUGUUACUGUCCAAGUAACAAUUGGUGGAAUUAUUUCCAGUAUUGGUCUUACACAGCCUCUUGAUGAGCUGACUGAUGUUAUUGGUAAAAGCUUGCUGUUGGAGCUUGUUAGUGCAGAACUUGAUCCAAACACUGGACUGGAGAAGGAAACAGUGAAGUCAUAUGCACAUAUUCAACUAGGGACAAAUAAGCCUGGAAAGGGGAAAUUAGAGGCAAAGUUCAAUGUACCAGCAGGAUUUGGUGAGGUUGGAGCUGUGCUUAUAGAAAAUGAACAUCAUAAGGAAGUUUUUAUUGAGAGUAUUGUUCUUGAUGGCUUCCCCAAUGGACCUGUCACUGUUUCUUGUAAUUCUUGGGCUCAUUCCAAGCAUGAUAACCCCAAGAAAAGAAUUUUCUUCACUAACAAGUCUUACUUGCCAGCCGAGACACCAAGUGGAUUGAAAAGAUUGAGAGAAGAGGAGUUGGAAAAUUUGAGAGGCAAUGGACAAGGAGAAAGAAAGUCAUUUGAAAGGAUUUAUGAUUAUGAUACGUACAAUGACCUUGGAGAUCCUGAUAAAGACCAAGAUCUUGCAAGACCUGUUCUUGGUACAAAGGAGUACCCAUAUCCUAGGCGUUGUAGAACAGGACGCCCACGUACCAAAAAGGAUCCAUUAUCAGAAUCAAGAAGCAGCGGGGAUAUAUAUGUACCGAGAGAUGAGGCAUUUUCAGAAUUGAAGGAAGCGACAUUUGGUAUCAAUACAGUAAAAUCUUUGUUACAUGCAUUGGUACCCAGUAUAGAGACUGCAAUUGUUGAUGGCAAUCUUGGAUUCCCAUAUUUCACUGCCAUUGAUAAACUAUUUAACGAAGGAAUUGAAUUGCCAAAAGAUGUUGAAAAGCCUUGGUACCUUCAGACACUAUUACCAAGAACUGUCAAAGCUGCUAAAGAAACUAAAGAUGACAUUUUGCUCUUCGAGACUCCUCAAUUGUUCGAUAGAGACAAAUUUUCUUGGUUCAGAGAUGAAGAAUUUUCUCGUCAAACUCUUGCCGGUCUUAACCCAUUCGGCAUACAAUUAGUUACAGAAUGGCCACUAAAGAGUGAACUCGACCCUGAAAUCUACGGACCGGCUGAAUCAGCAAUCACAAAAGAAAUAGUGGAGAAAGAAAUCAGAGGCUUUAUGACAGUAGAAGAGGCUGUAAAGCAAAAGAGAUUAUUUAUGUUGGAUUACCAUGAUAUACUAUUACCAUAUGUGGAGAAAGUGAGAGAGCUUGAAGGGACUACAUUAUAUGGUUCCAGGACAUUGUUCUUCCUUGUUAAUGAGAGCAAUUUAAUGCCUGUUGCUAUUGAACUCACUCGCCCACCUAUUGGCGACAAGCCACAAUGGAAGCAGGUGUUCACACCUGGCCAUGAUGCUACAGGUUGUUGGCUGUGGAGGCUUGCAAAAGCACAUGUUAUUGCUCAUGAUUCUGGCAUUCACCAACUUGUUUCUCAUUGGCUGAGGACACACGCCUGUGUGGAGCCAUACAUAAUUGCAGCAAAUAGACAACUUAGUGAAAUGCAUCCUAUAUAUAGAUUCUUACAUCCCCAUUUCCGCUACACAAUGGAAAUCAAUGCUCUUGCUAGAGACAAACUCAUCAAUGCGGAUGGAAUCAUUGAAAGCACUUUCUCUCCUGGAAAGUACUCCAUUGAACUCAGUUCUGUUGCUUAUGACAAACUAUGGCGUUUUGACACUGAAGCAUUGCCAGCUGACUUGAUCAAAAGGGGAAUGGCAGAGGAGGAUCCAACAGCAAAGCAUGGCUUGAAACUGGCAAUUGAUGACUACCCAUUUGCAAAUGAUGGUCUAAUGCUUUGGGAUGCAAUUAAGCAAUGGGCUACAGACUAUGUGAACCACUACUACCCAGAAGCAAGCAAAGUAGCAUCUGAUACUGAACUUCAGGCAUGGUGGGAAGAAGUGAGAACUAAAGGCCAUGCAGACAAGAAAGAUGAACCAUGGUGGCCUGUUUUGAAAACCCAAGAAGAUUUAAUCCAAGUUUUGACAACAAUUACUUGGGUAACUUCAGGUCACCAUGCAGCAGUCAACUUUGGUCAAUAUGUGUUUGCUGGAUAUUUCCCUAAUAGGCCCACAGUAGCAAGAACAAAUAUGCCAACUGAGGAGCCAUCAGAGGAAGAUUUUGAGCUGUUUUUGAAGAAACCAGAAGCUGCAUUAUUACAAUGCUUCCCUUCACAACAACAAGCAACUAAAGUGAUGGCUAUUUUGGAUGUGCUUUCGAGCCAUUCACCUGAUGAGGAGUAUAUUGGACACACAUUGGAACCAUCUUGGGAAGCAAAUCCUGCAAUUAAGUCUGCCUAUGAAAGGUUUAAUGCAAGAUUGAAGGAGCUUGAAGCUACUAUUGAUGAGAGAAAUAAUGAUUUGAAAAAUAGUAAUAGAGCUGGAGCUGGUGUUGUUCCAUAUGAGCUCUUGAAGCCAGUGUCUGAGUCUGGAGUCACUGGAAAGGGAGUUCCUAAUAGUAUUUCUAUCUAAUUUUAUUUUUCUUGUAAUUUCUUCAAUAUAAAUGAAAAAUAAACUUGCUUAUUACAAGCAAGUAUAGAAGUGAGCAUGAAUGGAGUCAUUAAGUAAAGUGCUUUGAGUAGUUUAUUUCGAAAUUCUGUACGAGAAAGUUAUCCCAGCUGUGUAAUUUAACAAUAAAUUAGAAAUGGAAAAAUAAAAAUUACAUA
Messenger RNA from Jatropha curcas, 2989 nucleotides. Its product is annotated as linoleate 13S-lipoxygenase 2-1, chloroplastic. Gene Ontology annotation, biological process: lipid oxidation. The record is from RefSeq and is a predicted model, not a curated record. Gene Ontology annotation, molecular function: oxidoreductase activity, acting on single donors with incorporation of molecular oxygen, incorporation of two atoms of oxygen; protein binding; metal ion binding. NCBI's taxonomy places the organism in Eukaryota, Viridiplantae, Streptophyta, Magnoliopsida, Malpighiales, Euphorbiaceae.